This is a messenger RNA of Suillus subaureus, 1875 nucleotides long. RefSeq lists its product as uncharacterized. The coding region runs from base 1 to 1875 and encodes 624 amino acids. The record is from RefSeq and is a predicted model, not a curated record. Lineage: Eukaryota; Fungi; Basidiomycota; Agaricomycetes; Boletales; Suillaceae. The transcript is spliced from 15 exons.
AUGAAUCUGGAAGAUAUUCAAAUGAGCAAUGAUGUACUGGAGCGUCACUUGCAACACCUGUCUUCUGAGGCGGCAGCUCAGGCUGUUGUUACAAUGCAUGCUGAUGUUGAGUGGAGGCACAUGUGUGCUUUGACAACAGCUUGGGAAAUUCAUGCAUGUGAACAGCACUUGAAAUUUCUUCACAUGGUUCUCGAGGAUGAGGGUGAAACAUAUGCCAAUGCUAGUUUAGAGUCGCUAUGCACCUCGAUGAAAGAGCUUGUAAGAUCCCCCAAGAAGGGGAUAGAAGAUAGCAUUAGCUUGGGUGUUACUGCAUACAGCCAUGAUGUGACAUCAUUUGCUGUUGGAGACGCGCAACUAGAUUUCCUUAAGAGCGCCGCUCAUAUGUGUUUCCCUACUCUUGAACGAUAUUCCUUGGACAGUGUGAGCUCAGGGGACUCCUCAGAAGAUAGCAAUGGUGGUCAAGAUCCAAAAUCUCACAUGUGUAGCACUUUGCAAUUCAUGCCACAGGCAUGUGUCCCAUUACUUAAUUGGUACCACGCUCAAAAUGGUAUCAGAAUGUUGCGUCAUCAUGUAGCAGUAUCACCCCAAACCCUGACUGAUGGUAAUAAUCUAGAGUGCCUUUUGGGACACUCAUCAAAAUGGGGUCAGAAUAAAGCAGAUUACAAGAAGUCCUGGUCAUUAUCGGCCAGCGCCUGCCAGUGGGGACUCAUGGUCCACAAUGUUACACUUACUAUGAUGUCAAAUUUGCCAUUGCCAGCUGACUCGGACUGGUCGUGGCAGAAUCAGUAUCAUGGCAGCAGCAGUGGCUACAAUGAUCAGAUUGUGCAUGUCAAUCUCCCCCAGCCUGAGAUUGAGCCGAUUAACCCUGACUUGGACGUUCAUGACAAUCAUGUUGCUGGCCACUAUGACUGUGGGCCAGGGUAUGGCAAUACCAAGACCGUAGUGUCAGAUCCUCAAGUCGAUUACUAUGGUUAUGGUUCAGACUACUUGACUUGGAAUGACCAUGAUGGCGGCAGGCUGGACCCGUUCUCAGGCUAUCAUCCCAUUCAAACUGACCAGCAAUUGUCUAUGGGCCAGCCCAACUUGGGGUCAUUCACAUCACACAACCUGGGGUGUCACGGUUGUUUUCAAGAUUCCGCUGUAGAUCAUGGGUAUACUUUUGAUUGUCACCUUGAACAAGCCCAUAGCUCAAGCUGCUCAAUUGGCACACAAGACUGGGACAGGCAAUUCCUGGGGCAACUCAAUCCUUCCAGUCAACAUGGUGGCCACACUGAUGGUAGAUAUAUUAACCCCAGUAAUUUGAAUGUUCAACUUGAACCUGGGCGAUAUGUCUCUCAGCCUGAACAGCAGCUACCUACUGCAGCUUGGGUGACCAGCACAUUGCUACCAGUAGUCAUAGCAAGUAUAAUCACCAUCUUCCCCAAACCGACAACUUCGACUAUUCAAAUCUCCAACAUGCACACUCAGCAUAUGCAGCAAUCGAUGCUUCAACAUCAGUCAUUGCCACAGGGUGGCCUGGGGUAUUAUGGCCAUCCUCCAUAUCAUCACAAUGUUACAGAAGUCCAGCAGGUUCCUGCCAGCUGCAGUCAUACCGGGUACAGCCUUCUUCAAGUCAACAAUGUGAACUGUUCAAAUCCCCAACCCAAGCAUGGGCACUAUGACCCCCAGCCCAAGCAGCAACAUGUAGUUCAGUCUUUGCCAUCAGACGACCUGGAGCAUCAUGAUUGUUCUCAAUUUCCUGUCGCAGAUGGUGACCAACAAUCGAUUGGCAGCAGUCACACUGUUAUAAAGUUCAGUCUAGAUUUGGUCCCUACACAGAGACGCAAUGGCAGGCAACUGCUGCCACAGCCAGCUACCAUUUGGAUUUCAACUUAG